UGUUUCAAUAUCUGUAUUUUAGACUGAAGAUAGCAGUAAUGCUAACACUGGCAAGCAAACUAAAACGGGAUGAUGGUGUCAAGGGAUCGCGCACAUCCAACACAGCCUCUGAUUCUACCCGAAGAGUAUCUGUUAGAGAUAAAUUGCUUGUUAAAGAAGUUGCAGAACUUGAAGUAAAUUUACCUUGUACAUGUGAAGUGAAAUUUCCUGACCCAAAUAAGCUCCAUUACUUUCUCCUAACUGUAAAUCCAGAUGAAGGUUAUUAUCAAAAUGGGACAUUUCAGUUUGAAAUUGAGGUUCCAGAUGCCUACAAUAUGGUGGGCAUUCAUCCCCCCCUUCCAACUGACAGCUCUCAUUCUGGUAAGCGGCCCUGCCAUAUACUAUACUGUGGCACCCUAACUGUCAUGGACCCUUGCUGGAGCAUGCAGCUGACCCAGAGAGGGUCAGCGUGUGGAGCAAAUCUAUCCAUCAAGUCAAGAAGAAACAGAUAUAAGUAACCACCAAGUAACUUUUGUUGAACCAUUUUAAAAGGCACUAUGAGAUGCCAAGGCAUUACUGGUGCAGCAAAAAAAGAAGAAGAACAUGACUGUUAACAUUAUACUGAUCAAAGAAGUUAACUAAAGUUUUAAACCUCUCUCAUCCUCAUGUCAGUGUGGUCCCUGAAAGACAGUGUGCAUCUAGGAGCAGACAAACCUCCCCCAUUUUUAUGUGUAUUGUGCAUCUCUGUCCUGUCUUAGUCAUUUAACACCAGGUCCUCCAGCACUAAAUAUUAUAAUCUGAGUAGUCAUGGAGUAAUCAUCCAUUGAUGACCACCAGGGUUUGAACUUCACCAAGACUGAACAAAAAGAAAAUAUCAAAUAUGACAUAGGUUUAUUUGACGAUUAUGUUUCUCUAGGUAACAGCUGGUUGUCUCCUAUGAUUCAUGCAGAAGUCCCUUAACAAUCCCUUGGUGUUUUACUUCAGUAAAUUAGCUAAACCUUAAGAGAGCAUCCUGCAAGCAAACACAAAUAGGUGCUUCCAGACAGAAGGUUUGUUGUGCUGCCAGUCAGAAGAUCAUCUAUAGCUAUUGCAUCCUUUCCUCCUUUAGAUUUUUAUGGGGGAGGGAGGAUUUGAACUGGCGGCAAAGUAGCUGCUCUUACCUGGAUACCUUUCUGAAUGAUGCAAUGUGAUUUCAUAAUAAAAGCCGUGGCUGGAAGCAGCCAUCAGUUGAUAUUCUGGUUAUGGUCCCUCUGAUUAUGCACUGCAUAAUUCAUAUUCCACACUAAGGAACAUUGAAUCCUGCCACCUGCAAGAAGAAUUUUCAGUUUAAGGCAGUUUGCAUAAUUCUGUUUCUGCUUCACUUGAAGGAGCACCUAAUAGCUGUGCAAAGCCCUAAAGUCCAGUAAUUGCCCAUUUCAGAGAAAGGUGAGAGUGUACAAGCCCAUAAGCCAUUCACAGUUUUCCAAAUGAAUGUUUUGGAGGAUUUCAACCUUCUCCUUCUAAUUUGCUGCAAACGAAUUGUUUGCCAUUUCAUCCAAAUGUAUUGUUGGGAAGAUUAUCUGAACUGAAUCUGUGUUUUUGCCAAAGGUUAAUGGCAUGCAAGUAAAAACCAUUCACGUCAAAAGAAGUGUUAGUGCAACUUCCUGCCAGUAAUUUUCUGGAUAAGGCUACUGCUUGGGAUAAUGAAGUGGUGCACAUUAUUAUCCAGUUCAGUCUAUUGGAGUGCUGCACAUUUCCCACAUCUGUUACAUUUUGAAUACUUUGAAACUCAUUGUUAUUUUAAUAUGAUAGCACUUCAGUUAAUAAUUAAUAGUUUUAUGAUUUAUUUUAACUGUAUGUUUUACUCUGUUGUAAGUCCCCUUUGGUUCUGCACUGGGAGAAAAGCAGGAUAGCAAAUGCAUAUAUAUGCAAGCCAAUAUGUAUUUCCCCAGGUAUACCAUACAACAGUGGAAUCCAAAGGUGUAGCCGGAUUAAAAGAAGCUUCUCUACCUUUUCAUAUGUCAGUUUAUUUCUUAAUUUAGUUUGAGUGUUUCCAAACAUACACCAGAUUCUGUCAGUGCCUCCUGAAGGAAGAAAUACAUCUUGCUCUUGCACUGGAGAGUUCAGUUAGUAACCUAAGUCUUGCUUGCCCUCAUUCAGUGCACAGAAAUUUGAAUAAUCUGAUACUAUGUGUAGUUUUUAGAAAUGAUUUGGAGAAUAUAUGAACACCUUGUCUUAAUGAUUUUAUUCAUCAUGCUAAAAUAGAA
Molecule: messenger RNA, 2225 nt
Organism: Sceloporus undulatus (fence lizard)
Lineage: Eukaryota; Metazoa; Chordata; Lepidosauria; Squamata; Phrynosomatidae
Gene: UBE2F
Product: ubiquitin conjugating enzyme E2 F (putative)
Exons: 6
Coding region: 39-497 (152 amino acids)
Biological process (GO): protein neddylation
Cellular component (GO): nucleus
Molecular function (GO): NEDD8 transferase activity
Source: RefSeq, a predicted model, not a curated record